Messenger RNA from Elgaria multicarinata webbii, 1905 nucleotides. RefSeq names its product TraB domain containing 2A (gene TRABD2A). Gene Ontology annotation, molecular function: metalloendopeptidase activity. Gene Ontology annotation, cellular component: membrane. The transcript has 8 exons. Lineage: Eukaryota; Metazoa; Chordata; Lepidosauria; Squamata; Anguidae. The record is from RefSeq and is a predicted model, not a curated record. The coding region runs from base 107 to 1570 and encodes 487 amino acids. Gene Ontology annotation, biological process: negative regulation of Wnt signaling pathway.
UGCUGAACUACCUCCUCCUCCUACUGGCGGGAGCGAAGCAGAGCCGAGAUCCUGCUGCAACCAGCUGCCAGCUCCACAGGAAAUAGGCCUUGCUCUUGAAAUCCCAAUGAAUUGUGUCCAGAUUCAUCCUCCAGGCAGAGUUCCUGAGCAAAGUGAGCUGAACUCCUUCCUGUGGACUAUAAAGAGAGAUCCGCCAUCUUACUUUUUUGGUACCAUUCAUGUCCCGUAUACUCGGGUCUGGGAUUUUAUCCCUGAGAAUUCCAAGAAAGCCUUCCAGAAGAGCCAUAUUGUCUACUUUGAGCUGGACCUCACUGAUCCCUACACGAUAUCUGCUCUAACCAGCUGCCAGCUUCUGCCACAGGGUGAGAACCUACAGAAUGUGCUCCCCAGGGACAUCUACCGCCGGCUUAAGCGCCACUUGGAAUAUGUCAAGCUCAUGAUGCCUUCCUGGAUGACUCCAGAUCAACGGGGCAAAGGGCUGUAUGCUGACUAUCUCUUCAAUGCUAUCGCAGGCAACUGGGAGAGGAAAAGACCAGUGUGGGUGAUGCUUAUGGUGAAUUCCCUGACGGAGGUGGACAUCAAGUCACGUGGUGUGCCUGUCUUGGAUCUUUACCUCGCCCAGGAAGCUGAACGCCUCCGAAAGCAGACUGGGGCAGUGGAAAAAGUAGAGGAACAGUGCCAUCCAUUGAAUGGUCUGAAUUUCUCCCAGGUGAUCUUUGCUUUGAAUCAGACCCUUUUGCAGCAAGAGAAUCUCCGAGCAGGCAGCCUGCAGAUCCCUUAUACAACAGACGACCUUAUCAAGCAUUACAACUGUGGAGACCUCAACUCCAUCAUCUUCAAUCAUGACACUUCUCAAGUUCCAAAUUUCAUCAAUGCCACUCUGCCACCUCACGAGCGCACCACCGCUCAGGAGAUUGACCACUACUUCCGCCAGGAGCUUAUCUACAAGAGGAAUGAGCGAAUGGGCAAGCGAGUGAAAGAUCUAUUGGAAGAGUAUCCGGACAAAAGUUUCUUCUUUGCGUUUGGAGCUGGUCAUUUCAUGGGCAACAAUACAGUGAUAGAGGUUUUGAGGAGAGAAGGCUAUGAAGUAGACCAUACUUCCGCUGGACAAGCCAUCAACAGUGGGAAGAAUCAGAAGGCGCUGUCUGCUCUCUCGUCAUCUUCCCCAGAGUACGCCUCUUACAUCAUCUCCCAGGAGCUCCCCUCUCCCCAGCAACAUCCACAGAAAGAGGAAGAGGAGGAGGAGCUGCUGCCCCACUUGCUGCUGCCAGAGAGCAUUGACCUGCUGGAGAAAGUGGACAGGAAAUACAAAAAGAAGAAGAAGAAGCAACAGAAGAAACAGCGCUUGCGCCAGUUCAAUGACCUCUGGGUACGCAUCGAGGAAAGUACCACUGAUCCACCUCCUCGGAUUCGCAUCAUCAAUGGAUACAUUACUGUAGAGCCCCAGCCACGGGGACAUGAGCGAUCCAAUCACAUCCAGACAGACACGAGCUGCUCCAGUGGGCUAUUUCUGUUCCUCUAUACCUCAAUAUUGACUUUGGUGUUGCCUACAAUGAUGCUGCUCGUGUGAACCUCCCACGUGGAACUGCAUACUUCUUUUAAAAUAAAGGAUCUGGGGCGGGGGGGAAUGAGAACAGAACAACUCUUCUGAAUGGAAGAUCGUCUAUAUGAUUUUUAUUUUUAUUUUGGCCUCAUCCUUUUCCUGAAUCUGGACCAUUAACAUGAUUAACUGGUUUGACUAUGCCCAAUACAGGAGAAGAUAUUUUUAAUGAAAGCCAUUAUUUAUCCUUCUCUUGCAGAAGAAUUAUUUCAUGUUAUCCCAUAAUGAUUUGGGGAGAUGUAUAUGUAACAUAGCUGUUAUUUAGCUGUAUGAAACUGACUUGAAUACAAUUUGUUUUGAGGUUU